AACAAAGAAACCGACUGUAAAUUAGAUUAAAGAAAAAAUAAUUUGAGGCUUUAAUUUUAAAAUGUAAUUUAAAGAAAAAUCAGCAACAAGUAAAGGGGAGCUAGUGAGCUACAGGCACGGUGCAACAGCAUUCACCUUCAUCAUCUCCUCCACACACACACACACACACACACACACACACAAGGAUGGCUGAGGAGGAGACAGGGGAGUCGCAUCCAGAGGUUCACAGAGGAGAGAAGAUGCUCUCCGCGGCGGAUCAAAAAUGUAUGCAAUAAUGAUCUGACGACAUCACACCCACCACCGGAGAGACACCUCGCCUGUAUUAGCGGUUCCCCGGUCCCCGGUCACCCCCACCCUUCGUUUUCGUAGCAGGAAUGACCUCGCCGGUGCUGCUGCGUGCGUCUCGGUCCACAUCGGGAGCAGCGCGCAGUCUGUGUGCCAACUCAGAAGUGAUGCCAUCUCAGUCACCUAAGAGAUCUGUCCCCUCGUCUCCUCGUGGUGUGUUCCUCAGCAGGUCGGAUCGCGUUGCUUUUUGUGUUUCCAUGGCCACCGAUUGAACAGCUGUCAUGACUUGUGCCCUCAGCGCCGCGAAGCCGCGAAGGCAGGAUGAAGACCCCUCGUUUGGUGUUUAUGCGUCCUUUCAACCUCUCAGCAAUUACGCGCGGUAAUUAGACAUGGGAAUCUCGGCGAAAAUCUACUGAUUGGACAAUGGAAAGACCUGCAGUGCAUCGACAUACAGGACAAAGAUGUUACCUGGCUGUGAAUUUGUUUAAACAUUGCCAUGGGGAAGAGUCUGGACUGAAACACGGAGAGAUUUGAUAACACAGUGGAAGAGAGAGAGCUCGGGAGGAGAAGACAUGGUCAUCACUGAUAGAAACACUGGCACCCCUGUACCUAAAAAGGAGCCCCAGAAGAAGACGAGGAGGACGUCUCGCCCUCAUGGCCUACCUUCUCCGGCGCUCUGCUGUGCCUGCGGCCUGUGCAUCAUGCUGGCUGGACUCAACAUCACCCUCGUGGGAGCGUUCGCCUUCAGCACGCUGGUGCCUUCUGCCAAUCCCCCGAUCAUCAUCGGACCGAUCCUUCUGCUGGUGGCCUUCUCCUUUUUCGGGGCCUGUUGCGUGUGCAGCCGCCUCCCCCCUCCCCACAGCUCACGGAGGUCCAAGGUGGGCGGCAGGGGCGCGGGGCUGAUGGGACACGGCGGGCUGGCUGGUGGGGCAGCGUUUGAAAUAGAGGUCAGCGAGCACACGCUGCAGGAUACCACAGCUGUGCAGCUCAGCCCCACGUCAUCCCCGGGUUCGUCCCGGGCAUCCAGCCCAGAAAAGGAGGCUCCCGACAUGGCCCUACCAGGACCCUGCAAGCUCUUCACCAUGGAGACCAAUGGCCCCCCUUCUGGUUCCGCCACCGCAGUCUACUCAGCCUCCACGGCAGCAGGAGGGGAGGUGAGGCUCAACCUGCCGCGUGAAGAAGUGGUCGCCUAUAGCAGAGCAGAAACUCUUCCAAGGCCGGAGCUGCCAGUGUAAAUAUCCUUCUGGGCCGAGGGCUUGCUGGAUGUGAUCGUGUCCUCUAGUUUACGUUGUGCCAUAUUUCUGGUUGUGUACAGAAUGCUUUUGAUUUUCUUGCUGUGCAGCGAACUGGUAAUUAGCAUGCAAAGUUAAUGAAACAUCCAAGUGUUUGUGGAUCAUAAGAUUUUAAGACCGCUCUUGUGCUGUUCGUUUGUUUUCCCCUACAUGGUAUUUGUUUUUUAACAUGGGCCAUUAUGAACAGUCUAUCAACAACUUUUAUCUUUCACUGCUACGCACCCAUCAGCAGUGAUUUCAGAGGGCUGGAAUGAAAAAUAUUGAUUGUUCUGAACACGUUGGGAUUAGAUGUGAAAGGUCAACAGUGAACUGUGCCGGUACGUCUGUUGUGACAUUUGACAUUUUGUGUGCCAUUCUCAGUGCUGAACUUGUUUUGGGGGCAUAAGAUAUUUUAAGUCACAGAAGUCCCAAAGCAAUAUUCUCUCACCUGAGAAUAAAUGAUCUGCAGUUAUAGUUCUUUUCACAAGUAAGAAUACACACUUCUUGUCUACAGCCAAUACCUUUGUAAUGAAUAACGGUCCAUAUUGAACAGCUUGUUACAGUAUAUUUACAUGUACAGUGUAUGAUGUCGGAUCGUGGAAACAUCAACAUUUUUGUCAUCGCGCCAACAUCAACACAUCACCACUUUCUUUUCUGAUUUCACAUUCAGUUUUCAUUGAAGGUGAUCACAACUCACAGUUUUAAGGGCACGUUCAUCAUGGCAUUUACAGUCAUUCAUAAACGGUGCAAUGCAGUUAAGGUCGCGUUCCAAGCGGAGUAGGGCCAUACCUCACCGUGAAGCACACCAAUGUGUCAUAACGACGAUUUUGUCAUCACGAAUUUCAAUUCACGGUGGGACUCCACGCAGGAACAGUUUACAAAUGUGAACAUGUGAAUGUCACAGUACUGAAUUCUUAUUCUUAACGUCUGAUGUGAUAAACUUAGAACUUAACCGCCAAUGAACUUUGUAUGCACGACAGAGGCAAGCCAAGAAGUCUGACAUAGUUUAGAUAUUCAGAUUGCAUAAAAAGAACUAAUUCCCCAUCACUGUGAUGUCUUCUUGUCAGUUAGGAACUCGACUGGUCAAAAGAGACAUUCCCUGAUUUCCUUUGAAAGGAAAAGUUGCCUUAGACUGAACUAUCAGGAUCAAACCAAUGAGGGCUAUAACAAAAGUGCACGAUAGCAUUUCUCUUCAGAAAGCUCUGGGUUUUUAUUCCAUAUUAUUAGAAAAGACUCGACACGUUUUUUUAGUUUUUUUGUGGGUAUUGCAAAUGCAUGCAAACGGCUUAAAUGUUCCAUCCCCGCAUAAAUGUAUGUGGAGCAGCAGAAGAGUGGACACGUGCAUACGGACACAGUUCAGUGAACCGAGCAUUCCCUUAAACAGCGUGAACCUCCAUGCUUUGUGACAGGGAAACCGGUCCUCAAGGACCGGUUUCCCUGUCAAAGCCGCCUGACGUGCUGAGCUUACUUUUGCAUGUUCGGAGAACUGCCUCAUGGAAAUGCACAACACCCCGUUGUGAACUAUCGGUGUUAUCUGUGUAAUUUGUGUAGCACUUCGACAAAAAUCUGGGAAAAUGUACGGAUAGAAUAUUUUUGUGAAGAUUAUAAUUUGUUUAUUUUCAAAAGUGACGAUCCAAAUGUGAAUCCUUCAAAAGAUAUAAAUAAAAAAAAGGCUCUUUCAUUAGAACAUGAGGUUGCUCAUUAUGUAUGCAUGGCACAACACCGUGUUCCUGCUACACUGCGUUUUGGUGUCAUCAUGAAGUGAAAUGAAUAAAAAUGUCAAACUGGAUUGGUUAUAUGUUUAAAUUUCAAACAAGUUCAGUGUAGUCUUGUAGGAUAGCAGCCUUUCCUUUGGGGCAUGAUUGUCUUUACAAGCAUUAUUUAUUCCAAGAGGUAAUCUGUAAAGAUUCUAUAACAGUAGUUAUGGGAAAAAUCAGAAACGAUCCCCCAGAAGUGUCAGAAAGAAGGUCCUUCCAUGCCAAACCAUCCUCUUGUUCACCGGAAACAAGGCUCCUUCCAGUGUCACAUCUAGAGAUGCAACUAACGAUUAUCAACUGAUCAGCUUGUUGUUUCAGCCCCUGUGGCAUCGCCCUCUGCAGAGAAACAUCUCAGUCCGGCUCGUUGAAAACUUGUUCUGAAGACGCGAACAGGAAAAGCUCCUCAUCCUUUAACACAUCACAUCAAGAUGCCCUUGAGAAAGAACUCAAUAUGAGCUCCAUCUGGCUCCUCUACAAGCGUGUAAGUGUGUUUAAAGCUUUUAUCACUGGAGGGCGCCAGGGCCACGUCUAUGAGUUUCAGCUCAAAGUUACAUAAAAUGCGGCUGUCGUUUCUUCAUCGAGGCAGUAGGUGUCAGUAGAUCAUAACAAACCUCUGUUGGCUGUGUACAGUAGUAGAUUGUGUCAAAGUGAAUUUGCGGACAUUGUCAACAACAUAUUGAAUAUUGGUAGGCACAAUCAUGGCAUGUUGAUUGCUGUGUUCGCAAAGCAUUGUGUUGAGAAGUUUGCCAAAAGUGUCAGUGCUUGGGGAAGAUUUCUUCUCGCUGUGUGAGAGUCGGGUGUGAUUUGCAAUCUCACAGCUGAAGGCACUGAUGACACCAAUGUGAUUUUUAAAAAUGCAACGAUGCUGAUGAAGCUCCCCUUUCUGCUCAUGGAGAUGAUGACGGCACAGAUCUGGCGUGGCCUACUUUCUGCAGUGGCCUAACAGACGACAAAACAGAAUCCGGAUCUUUCCCUUUGAUGUCAGAAAAGGCUCCAAAAAAACUACUGAUUUCAAUCUCACAGUUGAGUUUGUGAUAAAUGUUGGAACAGUGUGAGUAACACGCAGUGUGAUUCUUGAUUGACAGUAAAGAUUAAAGGCUGUAGGGAUUUAGAC
Molecule: messenger RNA, 4427 nt
Organism: Anarrhichthys ocellatus (wolf-eel)
Lineage: Eukaryota; Metazoa; Chordata; Actinopteri; Perciformes; Anarhichadidae
Gene: tmem275a
Product: transmembrane protein 275a
Exons: 2
Coding region: 858-1520 (220 amino acids)
Source: RefSeq, a predicted model, not a curated record